AUGUCUCUACUUCGAUCGUCCAUCUGCCGGGCCUGCAGGCGCUCUUCACCGCUGAGGGUGCACAGAGGCUUUGCAACGGCCAGCCGCCCUCAGACGUCAUCCGACAGCCGAGUCAGGAUCGUCGAAGUCGGCCCACGAGAUGGACUGCAGAACGAGAAAAAGGCCAUUUCGCUGGCAACCAAGAUUGAGCUGAUUGAGCGAUUGGCCAAGACGGGUUUGACGACGAUUGAAGCUGGUUCCUUUGUAGCACCGAAAUGGGUGCCGCAGAUGGCCAACUCGAGCGAGAUCAUGGAGCAUAUCCUACAACAGAAGAUUGAAGCCCCCGUUCCCAUCACCUACUCCUUCCUCGCGCCGAAUACAAAGGGUUUCCAAAGUGCAGAAAAACCGGCGGUGGAGGUGGCCGUCUUUGCUGCCGCCACUGAGAGCUUCUCGCAGAAGAACCUCAACUGCGACAUCAAGACUUCGCUAGACCGAUUCAAGGCUGUCAUUCAGGACUCCAAGGCGCUGGGACUCCGUGUUCGAGCCUAUAUCUCAGUGGUUCUGGGCUGUCCCUUUGAGGGCUUCGAUGUUGACCCUCACAAGGUGGCUGAGAUUGCCACUGACCUGCUGGAGUCUGGAGCCGACGAGAUUUCACUUGGCGACACCACUGGCAUGGGCACCGCUCCCCGGACGAGCGCACUGCUCAAGUGCAUGAGUGCGGCCGGCAUUCGCACAGAGGACAUUGCGAUGCACUUCCACGACACGUAUGGACAGGCGCUGGUCAACACGGCUGUGUCACUAGAGCAUGGGAUCCGGACAUUCGAUAGCAGCGUGGGCGGACUCGGCGGCUGCCCUUACAGCCCUGGAGCGACGGGCAAUGUGGCGACGGAGAACAUGGUUUACUUUAUGGAGAGUUUGGGCAUGGAGACGGGCGUCGAUUUGGAUGCCAUGGCGGAUAUUGGAGCGUGGAUUACGCAGGAGAUUGGCAAGCCGAAUGACAGCUCGGUAGGAAAGGCAGUGCUGGGAGCGAGGUCGAGGAAGGGAGCCGAGGCUGCUGCAGCUGCUGAAAAGGCAUAG
Messenger RNA from Trichoderma breve, 1056 nucleotides. RefSeq names its product HMGL-like domain-containing protein. The transcript is spliced from 3 exons. Gene Ontology annotation, biological process: ketone body biosynthetic process; L-leucine catabolic process. The record is from RefSeq and is a predicted model, not a curated record. Gene Ontology annotation, molecular function: hydroxymethylglutaryl-CoA lyase activity. NCBI's taxonomy places the organism in Eukaryota, Fungi, Ascomycota, Sordariomycetes, Hypocreales, Hypocreaceae. The coding region runs from base 1 to 1056 and encodes 351 amino acids.